Molecule: messenger RNA, 13233 nt
Organism: Cyprinodon variegatus (sheepshead minnow)
Lineage: Eukaryota; Metazoa; Chordata; Actinopteri; Cyprinodontiformes; Cyprinodontidae
Gene: cunh10orf71
Exons: 2
Coding region: 623-11530 (3635 amino acids)
Biological process (GO): positive regulation of calcineurin-NFAT signaling cascade
Cellular component (GO): Z disc
Source: RefSeq, a predicted model, not a curated record
AACCCACUCUACUUUCUGACUUACGUUCCCAGUUUACUCACAGUUAGCCGUCACUGCUAAUGGCCAACAUAGCUGUCCAGAUUUAUAAAUAGUUUAGAGGCUGUUUGUUUCAUCUGUCUGACACCUGACACUGGAGGAUCUUUCAGACCCACAUGCUAAGCUCUAGCCCUCAUUCUUCGGCUCCAUGGUGGACACUCUCUGUGGGACAGCUCCUCUAUUUCUGUUCGGUCUCCUGUCCUGAGUUCCAAUGCCUGCUGCUGGUCAGAUCCUCCGAGAUUUCACAGUGGACCCGAAACUGAAUUUGGAUUAUCCUUAGGAAGAGCCUGGAUCUUUCAAAGAGUGAAUGUGUAAGGUGACAGUCCACAACUUGAUCUCUUUUGGGAACGGGGAGUUAAUACACAAUCCCAAAAAUUAUGGAUAAUGAACCAGGAAGGACAGCAGCAGAUUUAAGGAUUAAGUGUGUGGAGCCAAACUGAAAAAGGCAAUGCCUUUGGAGCAAAACCUGAACAGAGGCCCCAAUCUCCGGGUGCAGCAGCUCCACCAGAAGAAACACCGUGAAUCCUUUCGAUCUAUAUUUUCUAUUGAAUGACUCAACAACUGUUUUGGUCUGUAAGUCUGAAUCAUGACCUCAGUGGAAAAACGCCGCUCAAGCAGAAAGAGCGGUGGGCAUAGGAAGCAGAGCGAUGGAGGCUUCAGUGACACGUCGAGUGGAGGUUCCUUCCUAGACGAAACUGAUCGGGAGGUCAGCAGUCUGACAGACAGAGCAUUCAGAAGCCUUUGCAUCGGGGAUGAGGCUAUUUAUAACGACUCUGACCUGAGUUUGUCUUCGCCGAGCACCAACUCAGACAGACAGUUGGCUUUUGGUGGAGAACAAGAGGAGAAAGAAAGAGAGGACCGAAAGAGAGUGGCCCAGAAGAAUUUCAACCUCCGGAUGCAGCAAUAUGGACACGAAUGGAUCACUGGAGGGAUCUAUGGAGCAGAGAUCCACAAAGAUCCGCAGUGGGAGGCUCAUGGGGAUAGGACACUGGGGAUGGUUUCUGCCACAUUCCAGCACGCCUUAGUGGAAACCUCACAGUUGGACAAGUCUCUGAGGGCAGAGAAGCUGUCCUUCCACAGCAAUGGAGCCACAGAGCUACAUUCACAGCAAAGCAGAAGCCACUCUAGAGUUUCUUCUCUCAUUAGAGCAUUUGACACUGACAGGCACAGAGAUGGACCGGGAACAGAUGAUAUGAUUAGAGAGCAGAAUGAUGAGCCAAGUUGGGACAAAUCUGCUCUGAUGAGUAUUCAGAGAGAACUUUCUGAAUUCUCAUGUCAGCAAAAUUUUAAAAGUCAUCAUUUUCAUCCUGCCGGGUCAUUUUCAUGUCGGGAUGCCAACUUCUGUCCCUCUGAAGCAGAAAAAAUGGCCCAAAUAUCUCACAGCUACAUGAAGUCAUCACAGAUUAAACACAGUAUGUCUUCACAAGUGAACUGCAGCUCCAACUUCUUUAUCCAUAGUGAGUUUAGUCCCUUUAAGCUAUGGAGAGAUUAUAACAGGUUUCCUUUCCAGGGAGCAGAAGCCUCAGGCUUUAUGCAUUACUCAGGGUUUCCUAAAUGGUAUCAGACACCAAUGUACAAUGAACUUUCUCUUGAAAAACAAGCCGGUAGUCACUGUAGAGAAAUCAGACACCCGAGGAGCCACCUUGAAUAUCCACGCUCCAUCUCAACAUCCUCUCAGCUUCAGAGACCUUCAGCUGUGGAGAAACGCUGUGAAUCUGAGCUGGCAGUUCAUCAUCAUCACAGGAAGUGGGCACAAAGCCUGGGGACUAACAAACUUCCAACCCAUCGCCCGUCAACUGCGUCGCCCUCAACUGACAUGUCUCGACGUGUCAGAGACACCAUCAGCUCUGUCAAAGCUCUGCAGCAGAAGGUUAAAAUGAUUUCAGAGCAUGAAAUGAGCAACCAACAUGGAGUGUUCAACAGCACUGAAAGCUGGAUUUACUCAGGCAACAAUGCAUUGCCAGUGGGGACUAAUGUUGUCAGCGAUAACACAGUAAGUUCCUUUAGAACUGGUCAACUGCUGACUCCUUCUGUCCAAAAACAUCAGGACACAGAGAUAUCUCAUUUACAACAGUAUGAAGUGUCCCCUCAACCAGUCGAGCAUGCUCCAGUGCGAGCUGAAAGCAGAGGAGCAACUCCAGAGGUCAGGAUGUCCAGCUACAGAUCCCGAGCCUCAAGCCUUCUCUUUAACCUAAAAGACAACAGAAAAAGAGUGAAAAGCACUUAUAGUCCAAACAAAUUUAAAGGCUUUGAUACACUGGAGAAAAACCAACAGCCUUCUAUACAGGAGCCACAUGAAAUUGCAUUCACUGAUUCCAAUAUUCAGUGUCUCCAGCAGGAAAUACCUAGAAGGACAAAUGCUUCUGUAAACAAGUAUCACAUCCCUGGACUAUCACUUACAUCCCAGACUUCUCAUACUGCCAGUGUUAACACAGGCCAAGAUCCAGAAAACACUGAAAUCAAUUACCAGGCAUCACAGAUGCAGGGUCAGAUGGGUUACAGCUCUGGACUCACUAACUCCAUGCCUUCAAGUUACUGCAACAAUCAGUUGUUAGGAAUUGGGCAGAAUCCCAAUCAAUCUCUUGCAGCAUUUACUCCUUAUAGCCAAGAAACAUAUGGAUCUGGAGAAGGCAAGCAGCCUUACUCAGCUAUGGACACAGUAAGACUGAGUGUUGGCAACAACCAGCGCAGUUUAAAUAACACUACAGGAAGGAUGUCCACAAAGGGGGAGAAUCUCAAAGAAAGCAAACUAGAUCACAAAAAUAUGUCCCUGCAGGAUAACUGGAGACAAACAAGCAACCAAAAUACAGAAAGCAACCAAAUCAAAACCAGUGUUUCGCCAAUGAGAAAGAAAACAUGGUCUUUCAUAGACGGCUCAAAGCAGGAAACUCUGGAAGGUAGAGAAACAAAACAGUUAACAGAUGCAAAUUCGAUACAGAAUCACAAAAGAAUUACCAAUCAAUAUGACACAGGCAUAAAAAAUCUUGAUUUUACAUCAGACAAAGGAAUAAACAUGCUAACAGCAGACCAUAUUAAACAAAAUAUACCAGUUCUAAAUGAGAAAAUACAAACUAAAUCGGAUUUUGAGAAGGAAAAUUCAGCACUUUUAAUCCCAGGAAAUGCAUUUACCAACACAAAGGCAAAUCAGGUAAAGGACAUACCGAAUGUGGACAUCACAUGUGAACAGGUUGAGGAACUCCACAUGAAGCCACAAUGUUUUCCAGCAGAGCUAGCCAAGCCCCAACAACAGGCUCAUGAAGGGACACCCAAGAAAGAACAACCUGGGUUUAUUUUAACAGGGCAAACUGGUUUAGAGACUAUCAAAUUACCAAAAUCAGAACCAAUACAGCUGACAAAUAUUAAACAAGUCAAAGAGGAACAUACAAAUACAUUUGAGAAGAAAGAUCAAUAUGGAAAUAAGUUACAAAACAAAUGGAUUAGGCCCAAUGAAGACAAGCAGAUAGAGGAUGAAAAAGAAAUGGUUCGGAAGCCAAAAGACAAGUCAACAAAUAGCACGAAGAAAAUCCCUAAGAUGCUCAAAACAGAACAAGCUGAAACAGAGAAGCUAAAACAGGAAAACAUAAAAACUGAACUGGCAAAGACUGAGACGCCUGAGAGGGUCGGAGCCAACCAAGUUAAAUAUGAUCAGCCCAUUAGCGUGCAAGCAGAGGAAAAACAGCGAGACACAGAAAAAGCUGAAGGAGAGCAGAUGAAAGAGAAGAAAAUCAAGAAUGAAAAAGUGGAAGCAGAACAGAUCAGAUGUGAAGAAAAGGAGCAGAAAAACCAGUCACAAACUGAAACACUAGACAUGAAGCAAAUGGAUGCUGAAGUGCUAGAGGUAAAAAAAAAACAAAUAAAAGGAGAGGAUGUCAGAGAAGCUGGGGAUGAGAAAGAUUUAAGUCAUACAUGUCAAAUUAAUUCAGAGCUGGCUACAUCCUCUACAUGUAACAGUGAACACACAAAGGUACAGAUAAAAGGAAAAUUGGAGCAAAAGGAAUCCAAGCUAUCGAAAACAGAAGACCUGCUCGAGAGGUCAGCUAAACUCCAAGCUCCACAACAAGACAGGCAGGAACCAGACAGAGUGGAGCAAGUUAAGUCAGAGUUAGCUAAAGCCAAAGCAGAGUUAGCCAAAAUAAAAGAGAAAAUGAGAGGAGAGCAAAAAGAAAAGGUUAGAAAUAUUCUUUUUACUGAUGAAGAGGGUACCUUGAAAAACCUUGAUCAUAUACAUACAAAUACUGUUAGUAAUGCAGACAGCAAAAACCAGAACCAUCCUAUAGAAAUGCAAAUCCAUGCAAUUCCAAAUGAUUAUGAACGGCUUAGGGAGAAAUAUGGUUUUACUCAAGCAGUGUCAGCAAACAGCACCAAAGUGUCAGUCACAGAAAAUGUUCUCUCAAAUGAUGUCAACAAGACCGAAGCUGAGUCAGGAAAUAAUUCAAAAUCAGUUAAUGGGCCUUCUUUAAAGAACUUUAUUUUGACAUCACAAACAGAAAAUAAGGAAUGCGUCAGAAGUUUUGGGGGCAAUGAGGAUACAGGAAGUCAGUUUCAACACAAUGAUGCAUUAAAAAAGACACAGUUAUUAAGCUCUCACUCUCACCAAAAAAAAUUGAAGGAUACAUCUAACAAUGUAGCAGAGAAAUUGAAGGAAAACACUGCCCCGAAAUUGGAAAAAAUAAAUGUUUUUAAAGACGUAGCUCCACUGCAAAAAGUAUCUGCUUCGGUUAAACAUGAAAGAAAUUCAAUUGAUCAACGUACAAACUCAAGACUAGAUAUGGCUGUAACUCCACCUAGAGCUUUAUCUCAGAAGGAGAAAGCUCAAACUAAGCAAGAGAUACUGACUUCCAAAAUAAAAGCUCAUGCUGAAAAAGAGAUCUCUGCGAUAAAAGAAAAGACCUUGUCUUUACCAGAAGGUUUUAUUGGUAAAAGUUCCACCAAGCACUUAGCAAACGGUCAAAGUGCUAAUGUUCAGCAGAGGCCUUUUUCGCAGGAGGUGUUUAAGAAGCAAAAAAACGUGGCUUCUAAUAAAAUCACACCAAAGCAUCAAGUGGAGCCCUCAGAGGUACAAAAAGAACCAACCGCAUUUGCUUCAUCUUUGAGCGAUGAUACAGCAGGUCAUGGUGAUUCUGCCGACUGUUUAGAAGAACCAACUAAUCAACUAACAGGGACAAAUGUGAGUAAAGCCUUGAAUGGGCAUAUGGAAAAAGAAGGAAAUCUCAUAGAGACAUCUGAAAAACUGCUGAUAGAAGUCAAAGAGGAAACUCCUUCCAAAACAAAAGAAGACCUAGCACAAAGUACAAGUCUGUCCAAACCAGUGACUGUAGUGGAUACCAAAACUAAAGAAGCAGCUUGCAGUGAGUCAGGACUGGUUGCGAGUCUGAAUAAAAAAGAACCUUCGCUAUCAAAUGACACUGUACAGAUUAUGGGCAUCAUGGUUACUGUAGUAGAAAGAGAACCGAUGCAGAGCACUGGCUCCCUAAAAGACGAUGUGGAAAAACAAACUGCUGCAGCAAAAGUAGAUUGCAAUAAACCAGAGAGAGGCAAAGAGAAUCCCAGCCACAAGGAAGCAGAAGAAGAUAAGCAUACCCUUGUUGAGCAUAAUCGUAUAAAACAUAUGCAAGAAGCUUUAACGUUAGAGGUGAUUGACAAAGAAGUAACAGCUGAAACGACAGAUCUCAGACUUGAUGCAGAACAUCUAAGAAAAAGACAACCUGAGGCAAUGGCUGUAUCAUCCAAAGAUAGACUGUUGGACCAAACUCAACACCAAAGGGAGAAAUUUGUAGAGGAAAGAAAGGAUGCCACAAUUGAAAUAUCAAAGGAAAAAAUGUCAGAAAACUCUACAGAGACAAAAAGAGAAGAUGAUGAAAAGCAACAGAAAAUGCAAAAAACACUUAUAGGUGAAGUGUCUCAUGAAAAAGUUAACAAAGCUGAAAAUAAUUGUCCCGUCAAAGAUGAUACAACUGGUGAAAUCCUUUCCAAAGCCAAAUGUGCACCAACACAAGAAGAUAACAUCUGCCCCUCUUCCUCAUCGAGCUUUUUCAGCUUUGGUAGUCCCAGCAAUAAUCUAGUCUUGAAUGAAACAAAACAUGUGUCUCAGAACCUUCAAUCAAAUGAAAAACACAAUGCGGAGCAUAAUAAGGAAGAUACUAGUGUACAUAUUGGCAAUAUUGCUAUCAGAGUUAUGCCAUCUGGAGGUAAAGAAGAUCAUGUGGGUAUGAUGGAAAAGAUUAAGAUCAAAACCAUUUCUUCAAGUAAGGAUUCUUCCUAUAAACAGUCACAAGUUGCAACAUCUAGUGGAGAAAGAAAAGCAAAGAUUUCAAAUACUGGAAGCUGUUCUGAAAACUCAAUUCCGGCAAAGAGUGCGGAGAGAAUAGAAGACAAUCUGGAAGAAAAAUUAGCUGUACAGUACAUUCUCUCGAGUGUGAGGAAACUGUCUGACACACUGAAGGCAAGUGAUAAACAGAACAAAGAAAAUACAACCAAGGAACAUAUUGAAACUCAAGGCAAAAAGUUUGAUUCAAGUGUACAGCUAAUAGAAGCAGACUAUUUUCAAGUACAAGGGCCAGAAGAGACAAGCGAUAUGUCUCAAAACAAGAUUAGACCUGAAAAUGGUUCAAAGGAAAAGGACAUUCAGCAGUUAUUACCAAGCAAGACAAUGAUCAGCAAUGAACUGCAUGAGGAUCAAAAAAGUGAUGUCUUUGUGUUUACUGUUGAUCAGAGUGAAAGAAAAGCAAAUCAGUCAUUUUUAGCAAAAACUCAAGGGGAAAACUUGACAAGAAAAACAAUGGAAAAUGAAGUUAAUAUAGUUGCUUCGAAACAGACUGAUGGUUCCACGGAGAGUAGAGGUGAUAAAAAGAUGGAAGCAGAGCAAUCUCUCACUACCACAAAACACAAUGAAGAGAAUCGGGUUGACUCCUCUGUGAAGGAAAGGCAUAAUUUAAGUAAUAAACAUUUAAGAAACACACACUUUGCUAAAGAAAAAUCGGAGGUUAAACCAAAACCAAAAGAACGAGUCUGUGCAGUUCCUGAGAUAUCAGCUAUUGCAGACUAUGCCAGGUUAAAGGUAAUUGUUUCAGAGGAUAAAGAAGACCUUCAGAAUCAGCAAUUACCACCAAACAAAAGGGAAGGGUUCUUCCCACUAAUUCAGACCCGUCAUAGCAGAUGUCCUGUGUUUACUGACGACCCACAGGACCGUUCUAUGAAAACCCAAAGCUUGCCAAAUAAGACAGAGAUAAGUGCCACAGCCAAUAAAAAGCCCAAAUCUGUAGGAUUUCCAAUAAUGGAGAAGGAACACAAAAAAACUGGCAUGUUUAAACUAGGAGAUAAAGAAAAGCAAGAAAAACUGAAUGCCAAAAUUAACAUAAGUUCUUUAGACAAAAAUAAAAGUGCUGAGAAUCAAACUGAUAUAAACAAGUCAACCUCAGCUAAGACAGAGCUAUUGGUACAAGCAGCAGAGAGACAUCAAAUGAGUGCAAAUGAAGAACAGCAACAGAGGAAAGCCACACAUGAAGAACAGAGAAGAGUGACGGAGGAGCAGCAAAGGAUGUCUGAACAAGAGGAGCAACAUAGGAAGAUCACAGAAGAAGAGAAUAUCAGACAAACUGCGGAUGAACAACAGGGAAGAGCAGCAGAGGAACAGCAAAUGAAGACUGAACGAGAGGAACAACAGAGGAAGCUUGCAGAGAUCAAACAACGGAAAAGAGAAGCACAGGAGCAGGAACUGAAGGAUGUGCAAUUUGAGGAACAGAGGAGUAUUGCAGAAGAGCAAAGAAAAGUAGAACGGAGAAGAGCAGCAGAGGAACAGCAAAGGAGGGCUGCACAAGAGGAGCAACAGAGGAGCAUUGCAGAGAAUGAACGAGAAAGAAGAGCAGAGUGGGAGCAGCAAAAGAGGGCUGCUCAGUUAGAGCAACAGAGGGGAAUUGCCGCAGAAGAGCAAAAAAGACAAGCUGCACAUGAGGAACAGAGAAGAGCAGCACAGGAGCAGCAAAGGAGGGCUGCACAGUUAAAGGAACAGAGGAGGAUUGCAGAAGAAGAGCAACGAAGAAAAGCUGCAUAUGAGGAACAGAAAAGAGCAGCAUGGGAGCAGCAAAGGAGGGCUGCACAUUUAGAGGAACAGAGGAGGAUUGCAGAAGAAGAGCAACAAAGAAAAGCUGCAUAUGAGGAAGAGAAAAGAGCAGCAUGGGAGCAGCAAAGGGGGGCUGCACAGUUAGAGGAACAGAUGAUUGCAGAAGAAGAGCAAAGAAGAAAGGCUGCACAUGAGGAAAAGAAAAGAGCAGCACAGGAGCAGCAAAGGGGGGCUGCAAAGUUAGAGGAACAGAUGAUUGCAGAAGAAGAGCAAAGAAGAAAGGCUGCACAUGAGGAAAAGAAAAGAGCAGCACAGGAGCAGCAAAGGGGGGCUGCAGAGUUAGAAGAACAGAGGAGGAUUGCAGAACAAAUGCAAAGAAGAAAAGCUGCAUAUGAGGAAAACAAAAGAGCAGCACAAGCGCAGCUAAGGAGGGCUGCACAGUUAGAAGAACAGAGGAGGAUUGCAGAAGAAGAGCAAAGAAGAAAGGCUGCAUAUGAGGAACAGAAAAGAGCAGCACAGGAGCAGCAAAGGAGGGCUGCACAGUUAGAGGAACAGAUGAGGAUUGCAGAAGAGCAAACAAGACAAGCUCCACAUAAAGAGCAACAAAGAAGAACACCAGAGGAGCAGCAUAAGAAGCUUGGAGAGGAAUCACAACAGACAGCAGCAGUACAAGAAGAAUUACAGAGAGGAGCAGAAGAGGAGCAAAUAAGUCUUGGACAAAUAAUACAGAUGAAGGAAGGUGCAUAUGAACACCACAAAGGGAAAACUGAACAGGAACACCAAAGAGCAGCAGAAAAGCAGCUAAGCAGAGCAUUGCAAAAUGAACAACAGAGGAAAGGAAUAGAAGAGAAACAAAGGAGAGCUUCACAAUUAAAACAGAGCGAAAAAGAACAUGAACAGCAAUUAAAAACUGCAGAAGAGAGGAGGCAAAGAAGAGAAUGGGAGCAACAAGAGGGAGUUGGUCAAAAGGAUGGACAAAUUACAGUUUUUCCAGAAGAACAUAAACACAGGGAAUUAUAUGACCAAAAAACAAAAUCCACACACAAUGAGCAACAGAGAACAGCCCCUGAAGAGCAACAGAGAAGAGCUGUGCAAGAGGAGAAUCAAAAGGAGGACUUAGAGGAGAACUGGAAGAGGGUUGCACAAGAAAAGCAGCAAAGGAUACCAUAUUUGAUUGAAGGGAAAAUACAAGUUAAACAGGUCAAAGAGCAAACACAAGCACAGGUUGAAAUGGAAACAAAGGGAAAACCAAGAGUGGAUGUAAAUGCUGGUUUGAUUUCAGAGAAAGAAAGCAUCAAACAGAUGCAGGAACAUAAAAUGCAGUAUCGUAUUGAAGAGACAAAGAAUGAAGGCGAAAAGGAGAAAUCUGGAAAGUUGGAAAAUGAUAAUAAAACUGCUGAAAAGGAGAAAAUCAUGAGAGAAAAUAGAUUACAAAAACAUGUCAAAGAAAGUGUUAAACCACAAGAUUUUACACCAACAAAAACAGAAUAUGACACUGAUGUUGAAAAGAUGAAAGGUGAGAAGUUAACAUCUCCAAAAGACAAAGCCAGAGACCUUCCUAUGGAGAUGGAAAAAAAAAUCUCACAGAACACGGAUGCUCUGCAGUAUUACGCAAUCACCUCAAACAACAGAGAGAAAACACCCAGGGAUAGACAGUUGUCCCCCACUUCACCAUUACAAAAUCAAAAUAAAAAACUACAAGAGCCUGAAUCAUCCAAUAACUUGUUGUACCACACUAGACCUCAAAGACCUCAAGCUGCUGCAUCCCCAGCUCCAUAUCUACCUCGUUCCAACACCUCCUCUCCUGCUCUUGGUGCCAAGCCUUUAAUGUUUAGAGUAAAGGAUAACACCAUCCGAGGUUCCUCGUUCACAAAGUCAGUGAAGCCACGUUUCCAUAAGAACUUCGGAGAGGAUUUCUUAAUGGGUUCAACGUUGGAUGGAGGAUCAGAUAAAACAGGGGAAGACCAGGAAAUACUUAGACAAAAUCGAGGGACCCCAAUUAAUCGCUUUGCUGCUAUCAAUGACUCAGCAACUGCUCUGCUGUCUUCAUCACAGGAUAACUCAAACUCUUUGCAUCAUCUUAGACCAUAUUCUAGGAGAAGUAUGGCAAUGGAUGAUGAUGAAUCCCGCUCUGUCAUUAGUAAUAUGUCAGAAGAUGUGGAAAGCUUUGCUACCAGUGCAGCUGAUCUGACCGACAUGCAAGGCCUGUUUGACUUUGACAGACCGGAAUCAGCUUGCAGCUUCAGCAGUGAUAUUUCUCGUUCUAUGGGCAAACCUCCAGCUGUUCCACCAAAAAGUGAAAAGGCCUUGCGCAGAGCUCAAAGGUUAACCUCUAGAAGAAUAAAGAAAGAACUCUCAAAGGUGGCAGCAGAAACUCCUCUGAGAGUUGGGAAAGACGAUUCCAGGUUUCCUUCUUCAUCCCAAUCAUCCAAUGAGGUAUGCUCCUCCAACUACCAUGCUGUGGCUUCUCCCCACUUUACUCCACCUGUUGCUGUUGCUCUUGCCCCAGCUCCAGCUCUUGGGUCUAGCUUGCAUUCUUCUCAUAAAGAUCACAAAUCCUCUCAUCACUCUUUUCAUGCCUCUCCUCAUGCCACUGACCCCAUAUCUAUUCCCAGUUCCUUGUCUCAUGCUGGCUCUGCAGUAUCUCUUAAUGCUUCUAGUACUGCUUCCAAACCUGUUGCCCUUCAAACAGUUGCUCAUGUGUCUUCUUCUCCAGCUCUCCAUCACGUCAAUCUCCCGGCCACCUCAGUGACACAAUACCAUGUUGAGUCAGCCAAUUAUCCUCAAUCCUAUCCAUUGACGCAGCGCAAGGUUCUACAAGACCCGGGAUCGGGUCAGUACUUUGUUGUGGAUGUUCCUGUUCAAGUAAAAACAAAGACUUUCUUUGACCCAGAGACAGGAAAAUAUGUUCAACUGAAAGUACGCCAGACUGGUCUAAACAUUUCUCAACCCCAGCUUCAACAAACCUACCAACAGCCUCAAAUCCAACCACAAAUACAUAUAAGGCAACAAAAACAGCCCCUAUCUAUUAACAGUAAGCCAUUCAGUCUAUAUCAAGACAAUAAUGGCACUUCCCAAAACUACCAGACAGCAGUUGUCAACUCUGUGCUCCCGAGCAACACAUCAGUCCUAGCAACUCAACAGGUCUUAAGGCAAAACCACAGCUACGGAAAUCCUGAAGUAGAUCAGAACUCUGCUGGGCAUCGCUACAGUCCAGAGAAGACACCAUACAUGGACACGGUUAAUGACGUCACCAAAACAUACAAUUUGGCCAACAGCACAGAGGACACAUGCAAUCCUUCGAUCCAGUGCGACAGCCAGCUUGAUAAAAGUUCUGUUUGUGAGAACGACCACUCAGCUAAUUCAGAAUAUCAGUCCCGCCACAUCAUAGCCAUAAGUGAGUUAGAAGAUUUCAUGGAGGUGUCUGACUGGUGACAGCAAAAAAUGACAUAGAUUUUAAAAUCUAUUUGCCAAAAUGAUAAAUGAAACAAUGUAUAAAUGAAGAUACAUAUUUAGAACAACCUCCUUAGUUGAAACAAAUCUUGUUUUUGACUAAAGUUGUCAUGGUGACAUGCUCUUAAACUGCUGAUGAUGUCUUUUUCAGAGAUUAGAUGUUCUAUUCUAUAUUUAUUAUCCUAUAUUUAUUGUUACCAUUCCACUUGACUUUGAAUGUCAGAAGCAAACAUAUGUCUCCUGGAAUUACAGAAUCAUCCAUAUCUCAUUUCCUCAUGCGGUAAACAUACCUUAUAUAUACAAAUUGCAAACCCCCUUUUGUGAAAUGCUUUUGUCCUUGUAAGAAAAUGCAUUUGUACGGCAUUAUAAACAAUGAAUGGACUGAUUUACUUUCCUGUUGUAAAAGCCUUGUAAUGCAUGAAAUAUUAACUCUUUAAAGCCAAACAUUUACAAAUGGUAUACAACAACUUUUUUUGUGCAGCAACAGUGUCAAAAUAAACAUGGUGACAUGCUAGUGAUGAGGUGUUGCUGUUUUAAAAGUUAUACAGUAGUCUAUUUUUGAAAGAUGGAUGUUUCUAGGAGUGCUUUUGUGUUGCUGUGAAUGUAGCAUGUCAGGGACUUUUUUAGACAACAAAAACACCUAUUUCCCAUCAUGUGGAUGUUGAAAUGUUUCUUUUGAGGGUUUAAAAUAAUAAUAAAAGAAUCUGGAGGAUUUCUGAAAUAGAUGUAUUUUAUUUUUACAAUUUUGUUUUUUUCAUAAGUGAAAGCCUGUAUAUGUAAAGCUUUUGAUGAUGGUUUGUAAGUUGUUUAAGUCCUACUUUUUGAUGGAUGGCUGGCUGGUGGAGGAGUCUGCAUGUGUGACAGGAGUCAUUGGCUUAAUUGGAAUACCUUUCAUCUUUUGCAGGGUCAACAGUUAGAACUCUAUCCAGGGUAGGACAGGAGCUCUUGAACUGCUGUGCUGAAUCCAUACAAGCUUCAGCCUUACAGAGGUCAUUAAGCAGCAGAUGUUAACAUAACUGACACGGGUCAAAAUCGGACUACACCCUUAUAAAAAAGAACUACAAAAAGCUACAUAAAUAUAAAAAAAAAUGACUGAAAUGUCUCGUUAUAAAACCCAAAAUAUAUGAAAAUUUAUGAAUUGGCUUGUGUCACACGUAUUACAUGUGAGAAGAUAACGUUUUUGUUAAACUCUUUGAGGUAGGCUAUGCUGAUGCAAUCUGUCUCAUAAUGGAUUGUGUGAAUCUGUAAGGUUCUUAGUAGUGAACAGGGACAAUAGGAGUUCCCUAUGCUGAUGUAUUCUCGCAAGAAAGCCUAGUGCUUCAUCCUGCUUGCUCCUUCCUAGCUGCAUGCACUAUUUGGAUAACACUUAUUAUUGUGACUGAGGACCCACUCCCACUGUGGCUUAAGUGUCAUUGCCAGUCUUGAAUUUCAUCCAUUGUCCACUACAGUUAUCCCUACCAGACGAUUUGUUGUUUCUUUGUUGACGUGAUUCACCACCUUCAGGACAAGUAGUUCCCUUCCCAAACUGAGGGUGGCUGUAGUGAUACUCUCAAGUGGAAUGUCAUAACAAAUUUGACAUUUUACCAGUUAGUCCAACCAUUAACUGACAACUAAACACAGCAUUAAAUACUCACAUCAAUGUACUAACAUUAAAGAAGAAAAAUACAAAAUUAAUUUCUUUUGUG